Pichia membranifaciens NRRL Y-2026 is the source of this 1960-nucleotide messenger RNA. RefSeq lists its product as hypothetical. Gene Ontology annotation, molecular function: GTPase activity; GTP binding; translation initiation factor activity. Gene Ontology annotation, cellular component: eukaryotic translation initiation factor 2 complex; cytosol. Lineage: Eukaryota; Fungi; Ascomycota; Pichiomycetes; Pichiales; Pichiaceae. The record is from RefSeq and is a predicted model, not a curated record. The transcript has a single exon. Gene Ontology annotation, biological process: positive regulation of translational fidelity; formation of translation preinitiation complex. The coding region runs from base 68 to 1636 and encodes 522 amino acids.
CAUCAAUAGCUCAGACCAUAUAACUCGGUUACCUCUGACUAUACUAAGUAUACAGACACGAAAAGGUAUGCCUGCAGAACUACAAGACGCUGUUCCAGACAUCGUUAUCGGUGGGGAUCAACCAUAUGAUGACGUACAAUAUGAAAGUGAGAAUGAAGCAGAAGCCAACGAAGAUGUGAAGACUGAGAAGAAAGUGAGUUUUGCAGAACUCGACGAAGAGUCUGGUGAAACGGAGGAAGCAAUAAGACAAAGAGAGUUUGAAGAAGGUGGAGGAUUGCCAGAGCAGACUGCUAAUCCAGAUAUCACCACUUUGACUCCAAUCUCUCCGGAAAUUAUUAACAGACAGGCAACCAUCAACAUUGGUACUAUUGGUCAUGUUGCCCACGGUAAAUCUACUGUUGUCAGAGCAAUUUCUGGUGUCCAAACUGUUAGAUUCAAGAACGAAUUAGAAAGAAAUAUCACCAUUAAGCUAGGUUAUGCAAAUGCUAAGAUUUACAAGUGUGAUAACCCAGAAUGUCCUGAACCUGACUGUUACCGUUCCUACAAGAGUGAUAAAGAAAUUCAUCCAAAGUGUCAACGUGAAGGUUGUUCAGGUAGAUAUAAUUUGAUCAGACAUGUUUCAUUUGUGGAUUGUCCAGGUCACGAUAUCUUGAUGAGUACUAUGUUGUCAGGUGCAGCUGUCAUGGAUGCUGCAUUGUUGUUGAUCGCAGGUAACGAGCCUUGUCCUCAACCUCAAACUUCUGAACAUUUAGCUGCCAUUGAAAUUAUGAAGUUAAAGCAUGUCAUUAUUCUACAAAACAAGGUCGAUUUGAUGAAAAAGGAAGCUGCAAUCGAACACGAAAAAUCUAUUUUAAAGUUUAUCAAAGGUACUAUUGCCGACGGUGCUCCAAUCAUUCCAAUAUCUGCACAAUUAAAGUAUAAUAUCGAUGCCGUUAACAUGUGUAUGGCAAAGUCGAUUCCAAUUCCAAUGAGAGAUUUUUCGGCCCAACCAAGAUUGAUGGUCAUUAGAUCUUUCGAUGUUAACAAGCCUGGUGCUGAAAUCCAAGAUUUGAAGGGUGGUGUUGCCGGUGGUUCCAUCUUAACUGGUGUGUUUAGAAUUGGUGAUGAAAUUGAAAUUAGACCAGGUAUUGUUACUAAGGAUGAUAAUGGUAAAAUUCAGUGUAAGUCCAUUUUCUCCAGUAUCAUCUCCUUAUUUGCAGAAAACAACGAUUUGAAAUUUGCAGUUCCAGGUGGUUUGAUUGGUGUUGGUACUAAGGUUGAUCCAACUCUUUGUAGAGCAGACAGACUUGUUGGUCAAGUGGUCGGCUCUAAGGGUAACCUACCUUCCGUGUUUACUGAUAUCGAAGUCAACUAUUUCUUAUUGAGAAGAUUGUUGGGUGUCAAGACUGAUGAUCAAAAGAAGGUCAAGGUUAGAAACUUAGAAGUAGACGAUGUGUUGAUGGUUAAUAUUGGUUCAACUGCCACCGGUGCUAGAGUGGUGGCCGUCAAGGCAGAUAUGGCUAGAUUGACCUUGACCUCACCUGCAUGUACAGAAAUCAAUGAGAAGAUUGCAUUGUCCAGACGUAUUGACAAACAUUUCAGAUUGAUCGGAUGGGCUACUAUCAAGAAGGGUACUACGAUUGAUCCUAUCAAUUAAUCAAACUGAUAUAAAUUUGCGUUUUCAUUAAUGGAGAGAAAACGUAUGUAUUAAAUUAAUUCUUUUCUUGAUAUAAAGUAAUUUUUCACUUGUUAAGAUAUCUCCAGUGUAAAUUCCCCUACUCCUGCUACGUAUUUUUAUUACUCAGUUUGCUAUAGCAACUAAUUAUCAAACAGUAUAUAGUAUAAGCAUAAACUAGUCAAAUAUUUUAUUACAAUGAGUAAUAGUACUCUGUAAAUUGGUCAGAAGCAAGAAAUUUAGCUCGAGAGUCUGUCUCCAUCAUUCUAUAAACCAUAAUUCGAAUUUCUUCAUAAAGCAAACAAA